AUGAUGGAUUUUGUCGCUAAUCAUCCGAUGCCGGGUAUUCCGGUUGAUCCGAAGAACAUCAAGAUUCUGCAUACACCGCAAGAAUUCUAUAGCACUCUCUUGGAGAGAAUUCGAACCGCCGAGAAGAGAAUCGUGCUAAGCAGUUUGUAUCUUGGCGACGGCAAACUUGAACGCGAUUUGGUCGAUGAGUUGAACGACAAAAUCGACAACACCAAGAAGCUUGACGUCAGAAUUCUGUUGGAUUAUUUGAGAGGGACACGCGGCGAGUCGAACGAGAGGAGUAGCACGACAAUUCUUCGCAAAAUUGCACACAAGGCCAAGGUUUAUCUCUACCAUACCCCGGAGCUAAAUGGAUUUUUCAAACGAUGCCUUCCGGAGAGAACGAAUGAGAUCAUUGGACUUCAACACAUGAAAUUGUACAUAUUUGACAACUCUAUAAUAAUCAGCGGAGCGAAUUUGUCGGACUCGUAUUUCACAAAUCGCCAAGAUCGCUAUAUAAUAUUCGAGAACUCGCCAGAAAUUACCAACUUCUUUUGCGAUAUUGUUCAAGCAGUUGGUAGCUCGAGCUUUGUUUUGAAUGAGGAUGGCACGAUUGAUAUUCACGAGAAGUGCGAUGUUCAUCCGUAUCUUGGCGACACUGAGACUUACAAAAAAAUGCUCGCAUUGAGAGUGAAUAAUGUUAUAAGCGAGUAUCAGAAGGAAUUCGCCGGCAAGUUCAACGAAGAGGAGACAAUGGUCUACCCAGUUAUUCAAAUGGGCAAUAUUGGCAUCAACCAAGAGUUCGAGCUUGUGAAGAAAGUUCUUGCUCAAAAGGGCACCGAUUGGCAUAUCACAAUGGCAUCGGGAUAUUUCAAUUGUAUUGAAGAUUAUGAGAAGGUCAUGUUUGAGGAGGCCAAUUAUACUCUCGACAUUAUCACAGCUUCUCCAAAAUCGAACGGCUUCUUUGGUGCUCGCGGUCCAUCGAAAUACAUUCCGGCGUUGUAUUCGGAGUUUGCCUCGAAAUUUCUUGAUCGCCGCCGCGAGGCGAUGAAGGACAAUAUUUAUUUGUUCGAGUAUAAUCGAAAGGGCUGGACAUUCCAUGCGAAAGGAUUGUGGAUUUUGAGGCGAGGAUUCGCGGCGACGCUCGUCGGAUCAUCAAACUUUGGAUAUCGUUCGGUUCACCGAGAUCUCGAGGCGCAACUUUUGCUUGUCACGAAGAGCGAGGAGCUGUUCCGAAGAUUGUCGUUUGAAAAGCGACGACUUCAUGAUCAUUCGCUUCUUCUUGAGCCGAGCUUGACUAAACCCGAGCAUCACGUUCCAGCAUUGGUCCGCGUUGUGUCCAAAUUCAUUCGCAAUUUUUUGUAA
Molecule: messenger RNA, 1344 nt
Organism: Caenorhabditis bovis
Lineage: Eukaryota; Metazoa; Nematoda; Chromadorea; Rhabditida; Rhabditidae
Source: the annotation of a GenBank genome assembly